Molecule: messenger RNA, 9786 nt
Organism: Rattus norvegicus (Norway rat)
Lineage: Eukaryota; Metazoa; Chordata; Mammalia; Rodentia; Muridae
Source: RefSeq, a predicted model, not a curated record
CCAGGAGCCUCCCCAUUCCUGGCCAGUUGUGCCUCUCAUCUGGGCCUGUCACCUGAGUUUCAGCGGGAGCAGCUGGUCAUUUCGCCCACCCUACUGUUACCUGCACAUAGGAGGGGAAAGGGGCGGGGGUUGGGGGGGGCAAGAGGGCGCAGGGAAAGCUGCAUCCGGUCCAGUUUUGUCUGGAGAUUCGACACAUUCUCCAUACUUUACCAGGCCAUGACAAUGCAGCAAAAUCCUAGAGCUCAAAGUGGCCCUCCAUUUCUCCACUCCAGGGCUUUCUGACAGCCUUGCAGCCUCGAUUUCCCAGGCACUGCACUGCACUAAUUUGGGGAGUGUGGAUGUAUGGUUUGUUCAUCUCGCACACAGAGGCUGGGCAGGGUAACUUCUUUCCUGCCAAACUCAGAGUAGAGCAUGGGGGCGCCGCCCGGAGGGGGGGGGGAGCUGGCAGAGAAACAGGCUGCAGAGAUGCCCCAGCUUGCUGUGGUUCCGGCCACAGCUAGCCUCAGUCUGCAUUGAGCUCACAGCAGAUAGCAUUCGGGGAUUUUCCUAGCUACUGAAGACAUUUUUUUCUUUUUUGACGUUGCUGUAGUUUUGGGGCUUACUUCUGGGAUCAGCAGUGGUGGGAGUCUCCCUUGUUUUCCUACUUUCUUUGAAGAGAUAACUAUGCUGUAUUCAGCAGAAGUGGAUACAGGACGAACAGCAUAGUUCAAAGAUAAGAGGUGACCUCUCUUUUCCUGGAAUUUAAAAGGCGGUUUAGGAGGUGAGGUGCCCUACCUAAAAAGGUCAACUUUAAAAGACCCCAGCGGUGUUGUGUUUCAAGGCUUUCUCAAAGGAGGUGGCCAGAUCCGCUUUUCUCAACCGUGGGACUCUCCGCCUGGAAACUAUCACGGAAUUGAUGCGCAUACACGUGGUGGUUCAUUAUGCUGCUGCACCUGUGUAGUGUGAAGAAUCUGUACCAGAACAGGUUUUUAGGCCUGGCUGCCAUGGCAUCUCCAUCUAGAAACUCCCAGAGCCGACGCCGGUGCAAAGAGCCCCUCCGGUACAGCUAUAACCCAGACCAAUUCCACAACAUAGACAUCAGAAAUGGUGCCCAUGAUGGCAUCACCAUCCCUCGCUCUACCAGUGACACUGACCUGGUCACCUCAGACAGCCGCUCUACACUCAUGGUCAGCAGUUCCUACUAUUCUAUAGGGUAUUCCCAGGAUUUGGUGAUCCACUGGGACAUCAAGGAAGAAGUGGAUGCCGGAGACUGGAUUGGGAUGUACCUUAUUGGUGAAGUCUCAUCUGAAAACUUUCUGGACUAUAAGAACCGUGGAGUCAAUGGAUCUCACAGAGGCCAGAUCAUUUGGAAGAUUGAUGCCAGCUCUUACUUUGUGGAAUCUGAAACUAAGAUCUGCUUCAAAUACUACCACGGAGUAAGCGGGGCCCUGAGAGCUACAACCCCCAGUGUCACUGUCAAGAACUCAGCGGCUCCUAUUUUUAAAGGUAUUGGCUCUGAGGAGACUGUGCAAAGUCAAGGAAACAGGAGGCUCAUCAGCUUCUCUCUCUCAGAUUUCCAGGCCAUGGGAUUGAAGAAAGGGAUGUUUUUCAACCCAGACCCUUAUCUGAAGAUUUCCAUUCAACCUGGUAAACAUAGCAUCUUCCCGGCCCUCCCUCAUCAUGGACAGGAACGGAGAUCCACGAUCAUAGGCAACACUGUAAACCCCAUCUGGCAGGCAGAGCAUUUCAGUUUCGUGUCUCUGCCAACUGAUGUGCUGGAAAUUGAAGUGAAGGACAAGUUUGCCAAGAGUCGUCCCAUCAUCAAGCGUUUCUUGGGAAAGCUGUCAAUGCCAGUUCAGAGGCUACUGGAGAGACAUGCCAUAGGGGAUAGGGUGGUCAGCUACACACUUGGCCGCAGGCUUCCAACUGACCAUGUGAGUGGACAUCUGCAAUUCCGAUUUGAGAUCACAUCCUCCAUCCACGCAGACGAUGAAGAGAUCUCUCUGAAUGCUGAGCCUGAGUCAGCGGAAGUGCAGGACAGUGUCAUGAAUAGUGUGGUGGAAAACAGCAGUGGGGAGCCUCCCGGUGAUGCUGCAGAAUUCCUCAAGGACUUGAAGCCAGAGGCACCGAGUGAAGAGGAUGGAGUGCGCGGCUCAGAAAAUGAAAACCGAGAGCAUGCCAGGCCAGUCGAGGAAGCUGCGGGUGCUAUGGAGACCAGAGAUGAUAGCAAGUUCUCUGAAGGACCGGAAGAGGUUGGAGAGCUUCAGGACCCAGAGCAACAUGACACCCAGCCCACUCUGAGCGCAGAAGAAGUGGCAGAGCGACUUCCCCUGGGUGAGGGUUGCCCACCCUCGCUGUUGCCAGAAGAGAGUACAGCUCUAGGCAGCAAGGCAGAAGAGGAAGCAAUUCCAGAAAAUGGAGCGGGAGAGGAAGAGAUGCAGGAGAAGGGGAAAGAUGAGGAGGAAGAAGAGGGUGUUUCUGCCCUGGAGCAAGGAGAGCCUGGACUUGAGCUGAGGGCCUCCGUGAGAAAAAAAAGCAGGCCAUGUUCCUUACCUGUAUCCGAGCUUGAAACAGUGAUCGCAUCUGCCUGUGGAGAGGCUGAGACCCCAAGGACCCACUACAUCCGCAUCCACACCCUACUGCACAGCAUGCCCUCGGCCCAGAGGGGAAGCACCACAGAGGAGGAGGAUGCCAUGGAGGAGGAAUCCACCCUCAAGGAGUCCUCUGAAAAGGAUGGGCUCAGCGAGGUGGACACAAUAGCUGCUGACCCACAGUCCAUGGAAGAUGGCGAGAACAAUGGCGCUACUCUCUGCAUGGCAUCCUCUGACUGCUCUGGGGGCCAUUUCUCCAAUUUAUCUAAAAGCAUUGGCGCUGGCCAAGAUGGCGAAGCUCACCCCAGCACUGGGAGUGAGAGUGACUCCAGCCCCCAGCAGGGAGCAGACCACAGUUGCGAGGGCUGUGAUGCCUCAUGCUGUAGCCCCUCAUGCUAUAGCACAUCGUGCUACAGCAGCUCCUGUUAUAGCAGCUCCUGUUACAGCAGCUCCUGCUACAAUGGCAACAAUCGGUUUGCCAGCCACACACGCUUCUCCUCGGUGGACAGCGCCAAGAUCUCUGAGAGCACAGUCUUUUCUUCACAAGAGGAUGAGGAGGAGGAAAACAGUGCAUUCGAGUCGGUACCUGACUCGGUGCAAAGCCCAGAGCUAGAUCCCGAGUCUACAAAUGGGGCUGGGCCUUGGCAGGAUGAACUGGCUGCCCCUGGUGGGAAUGCAGCAAGAACUACUGAAGGUCUGGACUCCCCCAUGGCAGGCCCUAGCAAUAGGAGAGAAGGUGACUGUCCUAUGCUCCAUAAUUCCCAGCCAAUAAGCCAGCUUCCUUCCUUGAGGCCUGAACAUCAUCACUACCCAACAAUCGAUGAGCCUCUUCCACCAAACUGGGAAGCUCGAAUCGACAGCCAUGGACGGGUCUUUUAUGUGGACCAUGUAAAUCGCACAACCACCUGGCAGCGACCAUCAAUGGCGCCUACCCCAGAUGGAAUGAUCAGAUCCGGGUCUGUCCACCAGAUGGAGCAGCUUAACAGAAGGUAUCAAAACAUCCAGAGAACCAUUGCAACAGAGAGAUCUGAAGAAGAUUCUGGCAACCAAAGCUGUGAGCAAAUACCAGACGGAGGAGCUGGAGGUGGAGGGAGUGACUCGGAAGCAGAAUCUUCCCAAUCAAACUUAGAUCUGAGGAGAGAAGGGUCACUUUCUCCUGUCAACUCACAGAAGGUCACCUUGCUGCUGCAGUCUCCAGCAGUCAAGUUCAUCACCAAUCCUGAGUUCUUCACUGUGUUGCAUGCCAAUUAUAGUGCCUACAGGGUUUUUACAAGUAGCACUUGCCUGAAGCAUAUGAUUUUGAAAGUCCGAAGAGAUGCUCGCAAUUUUGAACGCUACCAGCACAACCGGGACCUGGUGAAUUUCAUCAACAUGUUUGCAGAUACUCGGCUGGAACUGCCCCGGGGUUGGGAGAUCAAAACUGAUCAUCAGGGAAAGUCUUUCUUUGUGGACCACAACAGUCGGGCUACUACUUUCAUUGAUCCCCGAAUCCCUCUUCAGAAUGGCCGCCUUCCCAAUCAUCUAACCCACCGACAGCACCUCCAGAGGCUCAGGAGUUACAGUGCUGGUGAGGCCUCAGAAGUCUCUAGAAACAGAGGAGCAUCUUUGCUGGCCAGACCAGGACACAGCCUAAUAGCUGCUAUUCGGAGCCAACAUCAACACGAGUCCUUGCCACUGGCAUACAAUGACAAGAUUGUGGCAUUUCUUCGACAGCCAAACAUUUUUGAAAUGCUACAAGAACGUCAGCCAAGCUUGGCAAGAAACCACACACUCAGGGAGAAAAUCCAUUAUAUUCGGACAGAGGGCAAUCAUGGACUUGAGAAAUUGUCCUGUGAUGCAGAUCUAGUCAUUUUGCUAAGUCUCUUUGAAGAAGAGAUCAUGUCCUAUGUCCCCCUGCAAUCUGCCUUUCACCCUGGAUAUAGCUUCUCUCCCCGCUGUUCACCCUGUUCCUCACCCCAGAACUCCCCAGGUUUACAGAGAGCCAGUGCCAGGGCCCCUUCACCGUACCGAAGGGAUUUUGAAGCUAAGCUCCGCAAUUUCUACCGAAAACUGGAAGCCAAAGGAUUUGGGCAGGGUCCGGGUAAAAUUAAGCUCAUCAUCCGUCGAGACCACUUGUUGGAGGGGACCUUCAAUCAGGUGAUGGCAUACUCUCGGAAGGAGCUCCAGAGAAACAAGCUCUACAUCACCUUUGUUGGAGAGGAGGGGCUGGACUACAGUGGCCCUUCUCGAGAGUUCUUCUUCCUGUUGUCUCAGGAGCUCUUCAACCCUUACUAUGGACUCUUUGAGUAUUCUGCAAAUGACACUUACACAGUGCAGAUCAGCCCCAUGUCGGCGUUUGUAGAAAAUUAUCUCGAAUGGUUUAGAUUCAGCGGCCGUAUCCUGGGCCUAGCUCUGAUCCACCAGUACCUCUUGGAUGCUUUCUUCACCAGACCCUUCUAUAAGGGACUCCUGAAGCUGCCAUGCGAUCUGAGUGACCUGGAAUACUUGGAUGAGGAAUUCCACCAGAGUUUACAGUGGAUGAAGGACAACAACAUCACAGAUAUUCUUGACCUCACUUUCACUGUUAACGAAGAAGUUUUUGGACAGGUAACAGAAAGAGAGUUGAAGUCUGGAGGUGCCAACACGCAGGUGACUGAGAAGAACAAGAAGGAGUACAUCGAGAGGAUGGUGAAGUGGCGUGUAGAGCGUGGUGUGGUACAGCAGACCGAGGCAUUGGUCAGGGGUUUCUAUGAGGUUGUAGACUCAAGGCUUGUCUCAGUGUUUGACGCGAGGGAGCUGGAGCUGGUAAUCGCGGGAACUGCUGAAAUCGACCUGAAUGACUGGAGGAAUAACACUGAGUACCGGGGAGGUUAUCAUGAUGGCCACCUUGUGAUCCGCUGGUUCUGGGCUGCAGUGGAGCGCUUCAAUAAUGAGCAGAGAUUGAGAUUACUUCAGUUUGUGACAGGAACGUCGAGUGUUCCCUAUGAAGGCUUUGCAGCUCUGCGGGGGAGCAAUGGGCUUCGAAGGUUCUGCAUAGAGAAGUGGGGGAAGAUUACAUCUCUUCCCAGGGCACAUACAUGCUUCAACCGACUGGAUCUCCCACCGUAUCCUUCAUACUCCACAUUGUAUGAAAAGUUGUUAACAGCAGUUGAAGAAACCAGCACCUUUGGACUUGAGUGAAGACGUGGAACCUUGCCUGACAUUGUCCUGAACAGUGACAUCACCCUUUCUGGGAUGACUUCCUCCCCUCUUUUGACUUUGGUAUUCCAUGAUUUUUAUUUCAAAGCAAAUUAGAAUUGGCAAAAGCUGUGCAUGAAGAAUUGCCUUCUUCUAGGAUCUAAUCUUCAGGCUUAUCUCCUCUGUUUCCAAUGAACUGCUAGCCUGUAUGCAAUACUACAAAACAGCUGUCUCAAGGUCUGUGUAUACCUCCACAUACCUCCAUUCCUAACAAUGAAAUAUGAAUGCAAGUUAUGCUACACUUGACAAAAUGGUAAUAAAUGUUUACUUCCGUUUCUAUCAUUUAAAGAUAAUUUGAGCUCUAAGCAUUUCAUGCUUUUAUAGUCCCACGUCUUCCAAGCAGAACCACUAUUUUUCCUAAUUUCUAGCAACCAUUCCAGACCUGGGAGCUGACUAAUUUUUUUCCUCUCUAUCUCUACAUUUCCUAUUCAUUCUUUCCAAAUGGACAGCCAAGGCCACACAGAAACUUUUUCUUCAUUCAACUCAUGGUUCAAAGGUGUAUCAAGUCCCAUCAGCCAGAACUAGCCUAGACAUAUGGUGCAAAUAUGAAACUUCCAGCAAUUAACAACAGCAAGAAGGAAAAGGUUAUCAGUAAAUCCAAGGGUUAUAUGGAUUAUUCACUCAGCUUGAGUUCAGAGAAGUGUAGUGGGGGAGUACCCCUGGUGAACCCUCACCACCCAAGAAGCACAAAACUUGUGUACCAUUUCCAAGGAGGAAAUCCUAAUUGCUGUAGGUUGAAGGAUGAGCCUUUACCUCUAAUUCUGUCACAUAGAAAGUGAUAAGGCUGACAGAAAAAAGGACAGGACGUAUGACAUUUAUUCAAAUCCAUGAAUUUUGUUUAACCUAUUCUCAUGCACACAUAGUCCACAUGAAUUCCAUGGCUUCUGUUGCAGCCAGGUUUAUUUACUUGAUAGGCCAACCUUUUGCUUCUUUUUAGCUUUGCUACUUUUCUCAUUCUUUUUUCUUUUCUUUCCUUUUUUGAACUCAUGUGUUCAAAUUCUGUCACACCUGAUGUUCACAGACACCAUAUACAAAGCUGCAGAGCACGAUGGUGCUUGUUAAGGAUCACGGGCAAUAUAAACUUCUCCUUCAUCCAUAGUGAUUCUUUGAAGACACACUGACUUGUAUCCAAAAAAUUCAUUUUUUGUAAAGCAUUCAGCAAAAUAUCUAAGAAAAUGUGUUUUUAGAAAAACAAUCACAGGCUCCACAGACAGCCUGGCAUCUUAAGUACAUUUGAGAUAAAACUAACCAUAAUGGUCAUUUGCUAUUUUUGUAACCAUGUUAUCCGUGUUGUCUGAAAUAUGACAUAAAUGAAAGUGGUUUUUCUUCACUGGGAAAAGAAAAGCUAAAGAGACCCAACUAUUUAAAUAUUCGUUGUUGUAGUCAACAUAUUAAAAUAAAAGGCAAAGUCUGAGAAUGUAAACUUAUGAUAAAGCCGUGCCUCGUGGCUCACUAUAGCAGUGUGUUUUGUUCCUGCACAUUAAAAUAUUUUCUUAGUAAAAAUUAUUCACAAUGCCAUAACACUCUGUGUUCCUGUGUUUCUUUGUCAAGCAAGAAGUAUAUGUGAUACAAACUUAGCUUUCUAUUGCUAUGGAAAAAGAAGUUUUACUGAAAAUGGGGUGUAUGUUGUAUGAAAUACAGCUUGAAGGGUGAGUAAAAUUUGGCCCAAAUUUCAGUAUUUGAAAAAUAAUUCCAAUGGAGCUGUUAUUUAUUAAUGAACUGGCAACAAAAGCAUUGUCAAAAUCACUUUCACUAAAUCUUUAACUCUUAGAAUAGCAUAUUUAGAAUUCAUCUUAUACAUACAUAAAAAAUUGCAAAAAAAAAAUUCAAGCAUUCAAGGUUUUAACCACUUACUUGCCAUACAUUGAAAAGGAGGAUGUUGUUCAAAUGUAGAAAGCUGCUCCUGAAAAGCUUUACGAUUUGCAAAAAUGAGACAAUCUAUUAAUCAGAUUAAACACCAACGUGUAGAAGGAAGAAAUUAUCUUAGAAAUGACAUGUGGAUAAGAAACUCAGAUAAAUGUGUUUUUAAAUUAAUUGUUAGUUGUACCUUUACCAUAUUGCCAGGUUCUACACGAAUCCCAAUAAGCAAGCAUGACAACAAAAGUAUUUCUAAUAUACUCUUUUUAGUGAUUUGAGGAUGUUACAAAGUAUUUCAAUCAUAUUUGCCCAACACGCUUUUCCCUAACUCCUUCAACAUCCACUUCUCAAUACUAAAUUCCUUCUCAAUGUCAUGCCAUCUUUUUUAGUGACCAUCAAGUCCAAUUUGUGCUGUCUGUUCAUAUCUUCAAUUAGUGUGAGGCCAUCCCCUGGAAGAUAUAAAUGUGAGUUCAAGGCCAGUCAACAGAGCACGUUCCAGAACAUCCAGAGUUACGUAGUGAGACUUUGUUUUGAAAAAACAAAAAGAAAAAAAAAAAGAAAGAAAGAAAACUGACUCUUAGCAGCCAUCAGCUGUCAGUAGGUCCUCAGCUAAGACUGGGGCCUCAUGAACCCUUCUUCAAAUAGCAAUCGUAUAAUAGAAAAAUUUUAAAUGCUGUCUAUACUAACACCAAAGUUGCUGACAGAACGUAAAGUUUGCUUCAUAGAGCCCAACACAUGACUUCACCCUUUUGUGGAAGAAGGGAAACCAAAGGGAAGAAGCGCUCAAAAGCUUGUCAUGGAAAGAUACUUUUUACUUCACAUAGGAGACUGAUUUUAAAAUUAUGUUUAAUUCAACAUAUAUGCAUAUGGACAUAUACUAUAUAUGUUUGCAUGGGUACAUGUAAGGAAAACACUGUAGAAAUAGUUUUCUAUUGAUUUCAAUGGUUGGCGAUAAAUUACCUCAAAUCAUAAUUCUUUGGGUAACACAGAUCUUUUGUGACCAUAUGUAAUUCUUUGAACUGUUUUUCUCCAUUAAGUCAAUUAUAAUUACUUGUAAGUCAUAACUCCCCUAAAACAAGAUUUCUCUUAUAUCUAGUUUUAUGAAUAUAAUACAGAACCUUUUGGGAGAAGACAAAAAAUUUUUAAAAAGAUUUAAAAAUUAUGUUACAAUUUGAAAAAGACAAUAAGGUGUUAUCAUAAUUUUAUAGAUAACACAAAUACAUUAUUCAACAACACGAAGAUGACAAUCUUCCCAAUAGAAAUUGAGUCAUCAAGAUCAGAAGUUCUCUAGAACACUGAGUUCUCUGUGACAUCCUGUGUAUGUGAGUUGGAGAACAUCCUGAUGGUUUGCUGCCAUCAUUUUCAUAGCACAAAUACUUCUGGAAAGUUAAGGAAAACAAUCAAAUGCUAGAUGAUAUUUUGGCAAGCUUCCAUUAUGAAAGGCUUAAAUGGUUUUCCUGUUAAUAAUGAAGCUAUAUCAUUCAACAGUAAGAGUAUUCAUAUGGCAAGCCAGUGAGCUGAGUUUUCCACAAAACUUCUAACAGUAUGAGGUCUCAUUGAUAGUUCGUGUAUCAAGUCACGCGUCUGAAAUUUGGGUUCAGAAAAUUUGUAAAUUGCCACAAAUGUUUUCCCAGUCAAGAUGAAACACUUUCAAAAGAAAGUAGUUAGAACUUUACAUAACAAAAUGUGGUGCUUUAUUAUUAUUGUUGUUGUCGUUGUUAUGAUUAUUAUUAUUAUUAUUAUUAUUAUUAUUAUGUCUAACAGUGUUCGUCAUUAAAACUGCAAUACUGUACCAUAAAUGUGCGAUGACUAUUCCAGCCAUCACAAAGUCCAAAAGAGAAAGUAUUAUUUUCCUGUUAAUGACAUGUAGUCCCUUUGUUCUAGUAGAUAAAAGGUGCCUAGAGGUAGUAUAUAGAGUAAAUAUUGUUCCAUUAGUCUAUUUCCUGCAGCUUCCAUUACCUAAGGAAAUGUCCAUAAGGUUUUGUUUACAAGUCUUUGUUCUAGUCAAUAACAGGAGACGUCUUGUUACUGGGCUGAUUUUGCUUACAUCUACAAAAGAAAUGUCACAUGAUACUCAAGACCUCGCUUUCUCUUACAAUCGUACAUCUUCAAGGAAUGUCAAUAAACUCACUUUGGUAUGGCA